GCAUCACGUGACGGGGCAGCCAGCGUCCUCCCACAGAGGUGCGUAAACAGGCGCCUGCGGCCGGGUCUCCCGCGAACUGCAGGCUGGCGGUGGGGGCGGCGCCUCAAUCUCAGCGCCCACCUGAGGUGACCCCUGCGUCUUCCAGACCCGGGUCUCCCACGCGGUUCACAGUUACAGCCGCCUGCCACCAAGGAGGCGGCCCGCGUCCCAGGCCCGGGCAGGGGGUGUGGCCGUCUGACGCCGGUCUGCGACAGGUGGCGGUCAGAGUCGGCCCCUCACGCGCGCUUCUCUGUCCCAGGGUCGGGGGCCAGGCGCGCAUCCCGUGGAGAGGCAGCGCGACCCUGGGCGGUUAGCCCUUCCGGCUCGGAACUCGGUUCUGCGCUUGAGGCCAGCCCGAGCUUGGGUUGCCAGGACGUGUGGCGUUGAGGGCCUGGAGUUGUCCUGCCCCUGACGAGCUGUGAGACUGUGGUUUGAAGUCCAUGGCCCAAGAUGACUCUACCAGUGGAGACUCUCUUCUAUAAAGAAGGAAACCGGAUCAGAGGCUGGGAUGAGCAUGCCACUGCAUCAGAUCUCUGCCAUUCCAUCACAGGAAGCUACUUCUGCUAGAGUCUACAGAAAUAAGACCAAAGAAAAGGAGAGGGAAGAACAGAAUGAGAAGACUUUGGGACAUUCCAUGAGUCAUUCAAGCAACAUUUCUAAGCUGGCCUGCUGUUAUAUCCAUAGCCCAGUUGUUCCAGGACAUUGGGACACAUUGCAGAGAGACCUAAGACUCAAGUGCAGGGUUCUGCGGGCACCCCUCUGCUCAGUGGAGAAGGACAGUGACCUGGAUUGUCCUUCUCCCCUGUCUGAAAAAUCUACCCCCAUCUCUCCUGUGUCCAUCUCAGGGGAUGCCUGCAGGAUAUGCCACUGUGAAGGUGAUGAUGAGAGCCCCCUGAUCACCCCCUGCCACUGCACAGGAAGCCUCCACUUUGUGCACCAGGCCUGCCUGCAGCAGUGGAUCAAGAGCUCUGACACGCGCUGCUGUGAGCUCUGCAAGUAUGAGUUCAUCAUGGAGACCAAGCUGAAACCUUUGAGAAAAUGGGAGAAGUUGCAGAUGACGGCCAGCAAGUGCAGGAAGAUCACAUACUCAGUGAUGUUUCAUGUCAUCGCCAUCACCUGUGUAGUCUGGUCCUUAUAUGUGCUCAUCGACUGUACUGCUGAGGAGAUCAAGCAGGGGCAGGGAACAGGAAUCCUAGAGUGGCCCUUUUGGACUAAAUUGGUGGUAGUGGCCAUUGGCUUCACUGGAGGACUUCUUUUUAUGUACAUUCAAUGUAAAGUAUACCUGCAAUUGUGGAAGAGACUCAAGGCUUAUAAUAGAGUGAUCUAUGUUCAAAACUGUCCAGAAACAAGCAAAAAGAAUAUUUUUGAAAAAUCUGCACUAACAGAGCCCAGUUUUGAAAAUAAAGAUGGACAUGGAGUCUGUUAUUCGGACACAAACUCUUCUUCUUGCACAGAGCCUGAAGACACUGGAGCAGAAAUCAUUCACGUCUGAUGGUGUGGAGGGUAUUGUUUUUGUGGACAUCUAUGAAGAGCUAAAGGAAUUUGUUUACUGCCAAUUGUGUACCUUUCUAAGUCCUUUAAAUAGUAUAGACUUGG
Molecule: messenger RNA, 1635 nt
Organism: Ictidomys tridecemlineatus (thirteen-lined ground squirrel)
Lineage: Eukaryota; Metazoa; Chordata; Mammalia; Rodentia; Sciuridae
Source: RefSeq, a predicted model, not a curated record